UGAGACCCAAGUCAAGCAAAUGGUAUUUAUUUAAAGAAAAAGAAGUGCUUUAUUGCCCAAUGGCUUUAAUCCUGUACGUGAACUUGAAAUGGCCGUUGGGGGCAGUAUUGCAGAGUCGCCUUAUUAUAUCGGAAGAAGAAGAAGAAGAAGGCCGACUUCCGUGAAAACAAACCCAGGGCGUAACGACAUGGCUGCGAUGGCGGACGAGACUCCUGGGCCUGAGUUUGCGGCUCAGAUGCAAGAGCGACUUUUGAAGCGGGAGCAGGCGAGGAGAGAGGAGGCAGAGCGGAGGAAGGAGGCGAAGGGACGACAGGUGGUCGCUGAGGAGACCAGCGACUAUUUCUUGACCACUUUCAACAGUGAGCGAGCUGCCAUCGAGGAGCUGCUGACCGCCGACACCGAGGCGGAUAGAGCUGCGGUGGCCGGCAGGCUGGAAGAGGUUACUGCUAAAGUGACUCAGUUACAAAAAUUCCUCAAUGACAGUAUAUCGUUUCUGAACCCUCACCAACUGAAACGUUCACAAGCAACUCUAAUUGAUCUUCGAAACCGCCUGAACGAAGCGAAAGAAAAAGCUCACCCAAAAAAAAAGUUUGCGUUCCGAGCUCGGACUAAAGUCGCAGAAAAGGCAGAGACGCUCGAUUCUCUGGACGGAUCAGUCACAGUGACGUCUCAGUUUACUCAGGUUGACUCGGCAGCAUCAAGUUAUUGUGGCUUCACCAACAUCAGCGACGAGACGCUGAUCAAAACGCGGGAUGAGAUCCAGCACCAAAAGGUGCAACUGACCCACUUGACCAACUGUAAGGUCCGGCUCCUUGGCUCUCCCAGCAGUCUACACAUGAAGCACAUUGAUAACUGUGAGAUCCUGUGCGGUCCUGUAUCGUCGUCUGUGUUCGUGGAUCACUGCAGGAACAGCACGCUGGCCUUUGCCUGCCAACAGCUGCGGACUCACAACACCACUGACACGCAAGUCUAUCUGCACAUCACGACCAGGGCCAUUAUUGAGGACAGCAAGGAUGUCAGCUUUGCGCCCUUAUCCUGGUCCUAUCCCAACAUGGAGCAGGAUUUCGAAGCCGCCAGUCUUGACCCAGAGAAAAACAACUGGAAUCAGGUGGAUGAUUUCAACUGGCUGGCUGCUGGAACAUCUUCCCCUAACUGGAGUGUCAUUCCUGAAGCUGAACGGAGGACUGACUGGGAAUACUGACUUUUGUCCUGGCAUUCAAUAAGUCCGACUUUUGAAAAAAAACUGCGCUGUAGUAUUAAAUAAAAUGCACUAUGUUUAUCCCAUUUCGUUCAACCUGUCAUAACAAUAAAAGAAUCAUCAAAUCAAAUGUGUCGUCUUAACCAGACGUAACUUACUAAUGGUCACAGUUUAAAUUAAAGACAGAUUACAAUACGUCACCACUAUAGUCAUGUAUUCAAAACAUUAGAAAUGAUCAUUAUUACUGUAUAUCAGUUCACGUUAAAACGUGAAAAUGAGCCCAUUU
Molecule: messenger RNA, 1484 nt
Organism: Synchiropus splendidus (mandarinfish)
Lineage: Eukaryota; Metazoa; Chordata; Actinopteri; Syngnathiformes; Callionymidae
Gene: tbcc
Product: tubulin folding cofactor C
Exons: 1
Coding region: 89-1201 (370 amino acids)
Biological process (GO): post-chaperonin tubulin folding pathway; tubulin complex assembly
Cellular component (GO): cytoplasm
Molecular function (GO): tubulin binding
Source: RefSeq, a predicted model, not a curated record